Messenger RNA from Drosophila erecta, 3948 nucleotides. It is a transcript of the gene fz4, whose product is annotated as frizzled-4. The transcript is spliced from 3 exons. Bases 790 to 2907 code for a protein of 705 amino acids. Gene Ontology annotation, molecular function: Wnt-protein binding; Wnt receptor activity. Gene Ontology annotation, cellular component: plasma membrane. Gene Ontology annotation, biological process: non-canonical Wnt signaling pathway; canonical Wnt signaling pathway. NCBI's taxonomy places the organism in Eukaryota, Metazoa, Arthropoda, Insecta, Diptera, Drosophilidae. The record is from RefSeq and is a predicted model, not a curated record.
AAACUUGUUGACAUCGAUAGCAGAUCCGUUGAGGCAAAGCAAUCGAUACGAGCUGACGUGCGUAAGAGCCAUCUCUAGCUCAGAGUGACCAGUCCACGUUGUAUUUUACCUAGAAAACAAAAUAAAAUUUAUAAACGUUAAUACCAAUUAGAUUAGAAUAUACUCGCUAAGGUGUCAAACUGACUCCGCCACUCGGUUAAGCACAGCCAAGCAAAUACGCCUUUUGUUCAGUGAGAUGUGUAAAAGAUUCGAUGGUUUCCUAGAUCGUUUUCGGGUUAAUCCCUGAAGAAAAACCCGUUUAUCGACAUUGAUCAGCGGGGGGCGGUGGCGUGAGGUGGUGAAAGGGGAGUGGUUGGGGCAGGAGAACGAGGUGGGGAGAGAGGAGAAGCGAUAACAAGAACGACGCCGAAAAAAGGUAGUUAACGAGUUGACAAGCCAAAAGCAACAAUAACAAGCUGGAAAGAAGGAGAGCUGGAAAUUGUUGGAACGAGUGAGAGGGUGCGAGAUAGAGAGUGUGAGUGAGAGAGAGCGAGAAGGGGCGAGCACCUGGAACAGGUUACCCCUUCCAGCGUUCCACCGAAGAACGAAGAAUCUGCAUAAAGUUGGGAUUCUUUGGGCAGACGUGAGGGAAUCCAGCGCAAAGAAAAUCCCGAGAUCGGAUUUUUUUCCACUUUCGGAUUUCUUGGAGGAACAGAAAUCGGAACCUCCAAGUGAAGCAACGCAUCAAGUUCGGAUUCUUUGGGACGAGAGAACACGCAAUUCCAAGCUGAAGACCAGAAUCUAGCCGAAAUGCAGCCUGCCUGCCUAUUAUGUCUCCUGGUGGUGAUCCUCCUGCAUCCGCGCCUCUCCAAAUCCUCGGCGAGUGGUAACCCCAGUGCCAGCUCCAGUUCCAGUUCUCCGGCCGAAAUCCCCGCCUUCCGGCAAUGCGAAACCAUUCGCAUUGAGAUGUGCCGCAAGAUCGGCUACAAUGAGACCUCCAUGCCGAACCUGGUGGGUCACGAAAUGCAAACGGAUGUGGAGUACACCCUGCAGACAUUUGCACCACUGAUUGAGUACGACUGCAGUUCCCAGUUGAAGCUGUUCCUGUGCGCCGCCUACGUGCCCAUGUGCACGCCCAAAGCACCCGUACAUGCCAUUGGUCCCUGCCGGAGUCUCUGUGAGUCUGUGCGGAUUCGUUGUCAUCCGGUUUUGCAGGGAUUCGGAUUCCCAUGGCCACCGGCCCUCGAUUGCAAUAGGUUUCCGCGCGAGAACAACCACGAGACCAUGUGCAUGGAGGGUCCUGGUGAAAUGCAUCAGCCGCAGCAGGAUCAGGAUCCAUAUGGGCUACCAGGGCAGGGAAUACCCGGCGGUUUGGGCGGUAAACUGCCUAUGGAUUGCUCAGGACUGGCCAAGUCGCAUCUAUAUGUGAGGCUACCAAGAUCUGGACGCUGUGCACCACUUUGCGAGGCGGACAUACUAUUCACGCCGGCGGAAAAGCAUCUCGCGGAGAUUUGGGUCUCCACUUGGGCCUAUGCCGCUUUGGGCCUGGCCCUGGUGGCCACCGUGUGCCUUUUGGCCAGCGAUUCCAGUCGUUUGGCCAGCGCCAAAUGGUCCAGAUUGUUGUCACCGCUGAUUUGGUGCCACAACAUGGUCACCUUGGGUUGGGCAGUGCGCUUUAUGGUGGGCAGAACGGGCACUGCGUGCGGAACGGAUCCCCAGGCGCCCAAUGAAUCACUACUCACCGUGGACGGACUGUCCAAUGCAUCCUGUGCCAGCGUAUUUCUUAUGCGCUACUAUUUUGGAAUGGCCGCCUGCGCUUGGUGGGCUGUGCUCUGUUUGGGCUGGCACCGCGACAUUCGUCGGCACAGUCCGGAUUCCAAGGGGCAUGUGGCCGUUCCCUCGAACUUUGCUGGCAGUCCGGCGAAGAGGAGCAGUGCCAAGACGGCUCAGCAAGAUCUAACCCAAAACAACUUUGUGUGCUUCGUGGCUUGGGGAUUGCCUGCCUUCCAAACGGCAGCAGUGAUCGUGGCCCGUUUCGUGGAUGCAGACGAGUUGCUAGGCGCCUGUUUUGUGGGCAACCAGUCGGAUAAGGCGCUACAGAUAUUGGUGGCCACGCCUGUCUUUUGCUACUGGAUCUUUGGCUCCAUGAAUCUGAUCUCUGGCUAUCUGGUGCACUGUCGCACCAAGGAGAUCCUGAGGAAUAGCAAUGCCCUCAGCUUGCAACAGCAAUUGCAACAGCUAAGCGCUCACAGUAGUUCCGGCAUAGGCAUCUUCCUAUUCAUCUAUGGUCUCGCAUGUGCCCUGCUUCUUUUGGCUGUCAUUUACGAGUUCGCCAACAUCGAUGUCUGGCUGGGAUCGGGCGAUACCAAUACCCCACUGUGGCCCUUUUUGCUGCGCGCCUUCAUGGAACUGAUGUUGGGCAUUUGCUGCUUUGCCUGGGUCCUGGGACCAAGCAUUUCCACGCUCUACAAGAGACAAGUCAGCAAUGGCAAGAUGGUGAAGCAUACGUCUGCAGGAGCAGGAGCAGGAGCUGGACAGCUGGACGGGCACAGUAGCUCGCGUGGAUCCCAUGCGGCUUGCAAUAGCACGGUGGUCUCCUAUCAUUCGGUGCGGCCCUCCAUGGCCAGUGCUCCAUUGCCACCGAGUCCGUACAAAUUGAAGACUUCACCUGGAGCCGGUUCCAUAUCGCUCAAUCAGAUGUCCAACUAUUCGCUGGGCAGAAGCGUGCAUCACCAGCAGCGCCAUUCGCCGCAUCAUCAACACCAUCAGCAGCAGCACCACCACCACCCCCACCACAGUCACCAUCAGCACACCACAUCCUCGCACCGCCUGUAUUAUCCGCCAGGUAGCUACGCCUCGCAAAAGUACAGCCAGCAUGGCGGCUACUAUCCCCACUUGCAGCACUACGGCGAUGAGACGCUGCUCUAGUGCUCUGGGUGCAGAGAUUCGGUCUAAUUUCAGGGCAAGAAUGCCCUGCUUCCAGUCAAUGUUCCUGCGGCAGCUGCUGUGCCAAAGUCAGUCCUGUACUAUAACUUAAUCCGGUGGAGUUUGCUUAGGUUUAGGGUAUUUGUAACGCCAAGCAACUCGAAUAGGAAACGAUCAUACGAGUAUCAUGUCGUAAUUCCGAUUCAAGUUGCUUUGCUACCCCAUAGAACACGAUGGAAACCUAUCUAUGUACUGUGUAUAUAACCCAGGAAAUGUGCUCUUAUUUAGUUGAGGCCUUUAUCACGAGGUCAUAGGUCAUCUAGCCAACCCCCACGAUGUAUUGCAAUUGCCCUUGAUGGGCCUCAUAUCCUAUUUUCGUGUGUACUUAAUGUUGCUCCUAAUUAGUUGCCCCUUGCGUUGCCUUUUGCCGUUUUGGUGUAACCGAAUUCAAUAAUCGCUCUUGCCUUUUACACAUUAAGACUUAAUGUCGCCUUUGCGUACAUAUACAUAUACCUAUAUAUAGCCUUUUUAUAUAACUUUUUUUUUGAGUUAGAGAGAGAAACGCGCAGCAACCAAAUACUGUGAUACGCAUGUUCAUGUCUUCAAAAAAAAAAAGAAAAUGACCCAAAAACCAGGGUCCUAGCUUUGCUGUCUUCUCCCGAUGCCGAAACAAGUGUACUUAACAAUCAAAAACGCAAUUGCAAUCCUAGACGUAAUGCCUAAUUGUAUUCAGUGUGCCAUUAGCUUUAGGGACUUGGCUGAACAAGUCACACCACACAAAAUCGCCUUAAAAGCGCCCAUUUCCACAUCGAACUUUGGCGAAACUACUGAGGGCUUCCUUGCACUCCCACAGGUUUUUCCCCAACGAACAGGGCCUGUUUCUAAAUGUCCAACUAACGAACUAACUUAACCUGUAUACAACUAGGGGCUAUACGAAUCGUAUGGAUACCCAGAUAACAGUAUAUGAGUAUUGUAUUUUGUAUGUGUAUUUUUUUAAUAUUAUAUAUAACUUAUUUGCUAGCGAAUAAAGUGUCGAAAAGUUAA